GUUAUUUAUACACGCGAAAAGGAACAACUACUGCUUCGGUAACGUUUUCGAAGCAAUGGCUCGAAACUUGGGUAUCUAUAAUUGCACGCGAAUAAAGUCGACCAAGACAAUAGGACCACCGCGUCGAGAAACUAAUCCCUCGAUCGAUCGUAUACAUGUAUAUAUAUAGAAUAGAGAAAAGAGAGAUGGAACAGAGAGAGAAUAUGUUUGGUUUUGGAGAUGCGUGAAGGAAUCCCUGGAAGCGGAUUGAAGCGGCGACAGCGAGGAGCGUGGACAAUCGAGCAUCUCUCGGCGACUCGUGCGCGACCCCGAAGAGAGCGUUAUCGAAUCGAGGAUCUUCGCAGAUUUUCGGGGAGGUUCGUUCGGCCACGGAUUCUCCCGGGCAGCAGCCGGCACGGCUCAGUAUACUGCGUGGCAGCCUGGACCGCAGGCGCCUCCAGUCGAGGGCACGGUAGUUGGCGGUUGCGUGGCUGUGCCGAUGCCAGUGCGCUUUUCACACCGGAAACUCUGCGUGCUUUUUUGGGACGCGCUUCCACCGCGUCGAGAAGAUAUUCCAAUAUAUCGACGGAUAUCGCGAGACGAGAGGAUCAGUCGGUUAUCACCUGGCGACCCAGCAGUAGCAGCAGCAGCAGCAGCUGAUCGCAAGCUCGGCGGUUAAUGAGACAUCGAGGAAGAUGAAGCUCGAAGAGAUGGAACGCGAGAGUUUGGGAAGACUGGCGAGGAGAGAGUGGGACGGAGAGAGUCGGGAGAGAGGGAAUUGAUCGUGAUUGCGUGGUUAUCGAUCGAUAUUUCCCUUGGACGAGGAGGGAUCGAAGGGCGGUCGACUGGACGGCCGUGGUGGAGCCGUCUGAGCGUUUGCACGCCGGAUGCUGGCUCCGGUUCGUGGUGCGCCGACCAGCAGCCGCGUGUGUGUGUGUGCCGUGUACACGGAAGAUGUACGACAACGCAUAGACCGUUACCGCGAUACGUCGGUGUCGCGAUUCUUCGCAGUCGUUGCUUUCGAGCGAACGGUACACGGUGUUUGUGGCCGAAACAGUAAUAAAGGGGACCGACGGCGGCGGCGGAGGAGGAGGAGGACGGAGGAGGACGGCAGCAGCGGGAAGGUAUUGCGCGUCCGGGGCGCGAGGAGGAGCGAGGAAGAAGAGAGAAAGAGGGAGGCCUGGAGAGAGUAAUGAUCGUGACGACGACGGUCGCGCGAACAAAUGAACACCUCGGCACAGCGUUCGGGAUAUUCCAAUCCCAUUUCUGUCAUUGCAGAGAUGUGAGGAAUGAUCACGUGGGUGAUGGUCGGGCUGCUCCUGGCUGCGGAAACUUGCGGCAGAAACGUCCUCUCCGGAAACGGAAACGGAAAGGAGGAGUCGAAGCAGAAGGACGGGCUGAAGGGAAUAACCGCGGAGGAGGAAGACAUCUACCGUCUAACGUGCUACACUUGCGUCAACGUCAGCGAUAACCAGAUGUGCAACGAAUGGGCGAUAGACACACCGUGUCCGGCGGGCGGCCGGGACUUCUGCAGAUCGCUGCACAUUUUGGACAGCCGAGGGAAUAGCGUGUUGGUGAGCAAGAGCUGUGUGAGCAGCGCGGAAUGCGGCCCCGCCUCUGUCGGUUGCAUCCCGGUGGACACGCAGCAGAUUUGCAUCAGUUGCUGCGACCUGAGCUACUGCAACAUCGAGUCGCCGACCAACUCCACGAACGCCAUUUUCUCGCGCAAACGGCGCGCCAAAUCCAAGUCGAAACGCAAACGACCCGGUAGGAACGGGGUCGAGGGCGGCCGGUUCUACGGGGGUGGAGGCGCGCUCUGGCUCCUGGCCUCACUCUUCUAUGCAUAUCAUUGCUGAGGAAGCAGCAACGCGGAUGAAUUCUAGUUAGAAGACACGCGCACCAGGCAGCUCGGAUCAAUCAAUCCUUCUCCUACGAGUUUUGCGGGAAUUACGUGAAUUGAAAUCUCGCGUCUCUGUCCGCGAGAUUUGUCCGUUUCUUAGCCGAACGGAACGACCGAUCCUCUUCUCUACGACUGAUAGCGUAUCCAUUUUUUUCUUUUUUCUUUUCCCUCAUCAUCUUUACGUUCUUUCGUGAUUCUGACACGCGUGUACUAUCGCGAAGCUUUGGAAAAUCUUUGCCCUAUCGAUUUCUACCUGGUCUCGUCCCGGUAUCUCUAACGACGACGCGGCAUAAAUUGCGGAGAACGUAUAUAUAUAUAUAUAUAUUAAAUAUAUCGACACGAACGAUCGAGUUAUUCUUACGUAACGUAAGAUAGUGAAAUUAGGAGUCUGAAUCUCGUCUUCUAUUUCCUUCGUUAACCGAUCCGAGUUCCGACACCCCGAACGAAGGGGAGGAGGGUUUGCCGCUCAGGAAAUCCCUCCGACAAAUCCUGCGCUGUCUGAAUAGUAUAUAUAUGUAUAAUAUAACCGAGGGCCGAUUCAAAGACUCUCAGUGAUGGAAAAAGGAAUUGUUCUCUUCUCGUAGUAGCGUAGUUGCUAUGCCUUGUUAGAAAACGAAGAAAGAAAAAGAAAAAAAAAAAAAGAAAAAAAAGAAAAGAAAAAAGAAGAAAUAAUAAUAAAUAAAUGAAUAAAAAAUGGAACGAAAGAUAUACAUAUAUAUAAAUAUAUAUAUAUAUACACACACAUACGCGCGCGCGGAAGAAAUUAAAACGUAAGUUUCGAGUUCAUGGAUUAAACGAUCGAUGAAUUUUCCAUUCGUGUUAUAAUAUACUUUCUAUACAGAGUUGCAGUGCCAAACGAGAGAAACGAAGAAAAUCAAAUACCUUCCAUGCAACUAAUUUUUAACGCACACGGGCAUUUCUUUUUCGAUCGAAUACUAGUGAAUACCGAUACAUAAAAGUGGAAAAGUCCGUAUUGUUUUCGCGUUUUAAAAGGCCCUGGUUCGACACGCGGAAUUUCAUUUCGACUCCUCUCGAGAAGGGGUGGAAGAGAGAGAGAGAGAGAGAGAGAGAGAGAAAUGAAACGUUCGCUGUUCCCUGCUGAUUCAUUCUGAAUUUCAGUACCUGGUGGAACAACGAUCGAUCGUUGUCCUCAAGGCACUUGCUCAGUGAAGCUGUGAAUUCCCCGUACAAUUCACGACCAUGCGUUUCAUUCGACAAAUAAAGUAACAAAUCGUUUCUAUCAUUCCUUUCCUACCUAUCCGUUUUUGUGUUCACGCUCGACGAUACUCCGUUAGACUUCAUUUAUCUGGCAAUCGAUCCCCGAGUCGAAUAUUUAACCAGUCCUAUGAUUAAACUUUCUUACUUCUUAUUUCGAACGAGUAAAAACAUGUUGAUCAAGCUUACGCGAAACUUCUUAAUUAAUCGAGUUCUUUAAUUAACAGUUGCAAGUUCAAAUAAAUUCGUAAUUAUGCAUUCGAGGCAAAGAAGGAAAGAGGAAAAGAAGUUGUUGAUUACUUCUGUGCGGUAGCAUUAUUUCCGGCUGUAUCUUAUUUGAUACGUUCCUUAAUGAUACGUUUCCAAAGUUGAUAAAAGCAUAAUUAUCACGCGAGUUGCAAUAAAUGAUCUGUUUUUAUAGAAUUUAUCCACGAGAUGGAGAUGACGCGAGCGUGAUUAUUAUUAGGUUCAUCCAAAAAUCGAUUUCCACUCCGGAUUUUUAUAGUUUCGAUCGUUCAAAGGGAAACAAUUCGGAAUCGAUUCAGUUUUCGUGGUGUUAUAUCGAGUUUCUUAGGGGAAAAAGGUGGAAUAUCACGGCACACCGACAAAUGGAGGAGCUCCCUCCCGUGCGCAGUUUGACAAAUAGAUAUGCAAAUCAUGAAUUACGCGAGCGGAACGCACGCGGGAUUUGAAUUAUCGAUAAACUGGAAUUACGCGUACCUAAAAGCUGUUUACAUACCUACAAACUCGCCUACUACAGACUAUUUACUGCUAUUACAAUUAUUAACAAUUAUAUAAAUAAAUAAAUAAAUAAAUAUAUAAAUGAAUAAAUGAAUAUAUAUUAUGAUAUAGAAAUUAUACAUUGUUUCGGCAUGAAGAUGUAAGAAUACUGUUGGUAAUGAAAUAAAGAAGACUAUAAUUGUCAGACUGGCA
Apis mellifera (honey bee) is the source of this 4027-nucleotide messenger RNA. RefSeq lists its product as uncharacterized. The coding region runs from base 1269 to 1835 and encodes 188 amino acids. Lineage: Eukaryota; Metazoa; Arthropoda; Insecta; Hymenoptera; Apidae. The record is from RefSeq and is a predicted model, not a curated record. Gene Ontology annotation, molecular function: acetylcholine receptor regulator activity. The transcript has 6 exons.